CACUGUUAAAUAAUUAAAAUUAAAAGAUAAAACCGUAUUUUUCCGUUUAGUUUUUUCAAACCGUGCAGUGUUCAAAGUAAUUUUCGCCUCACCUCGAUUAUCCGCACUCGUAUUAACGAAUCCGAAAUGCCUCCCAUCAUGGACAUGUUGAAUCUGAACCAACUGCACAUGUUCCAAACGUUAAGAAAGAUAUUUGAGGAUAACGGCGUCAAUGUUGUACAAAAUCUUCUUGCAUACAAAGAUCAAAUGCUGUUCGUAUGGAAUCCAGAUGAAUGCUGUUUAUACACGCUACUGCUGUCUACGUCUCACGAGGAACAACCAUCGUAUCAAAAACUUUACCCAAGUUCUCCACCCUUGUUCGACGUGGACGAAAUAUUGAUCAAUGAACCAGGAACUUUAUGUGCCCUCAUUGGCUCUAAAGGGGUUUCAGUGAUGAAGUUCCCGAAACGGAUGGGAUCCAAAUCUCUAUACGAAAAUGGCAACGGUCAAGGAGAAGGAGUGACGUGCAGCACAUCACUUUUGCAAGAUAAAUUCUUCAUAACCAAGUACUUGACGGAUGUGAAACGAGUUCGAUGGUACCCAGGAAGUCCAGAGGACAAUCACCUCGUGGUGCUCACCAAUAACAAAAACUGUUUGCGACUAUUCAAGGUAGAUAAUGGCACCGGUAAAUUAGUGUCUAUUUGGCGAAUAGGGCCGCAGACUUCUCGUAUGCUCGCUUCGUUAGGCGACACGGCUGUCGACUUUGAUUUCGCACCACCAGUACUACUUGGCGACCGCAACCAAUCGGAAACGUCGAUCAUGUGGCCCAUACUCGUGCUGCAAGGAAAUGGUGAAGUCAUGUGCCUCAAUACAACUGUUGACGAGGAAAUGUGUAUAAGAUCGGCAAAAAUAAUGGGACCCUUAACUAUGUAUCCGCCCGCCGAUGACAAUUACAGUGAAGACGCAUGCUCUUUACUCGUCUUGGACACCGUGCCGCCUUCGGUCGUGAUAGCGUCGAACUUUGGUGAACUUUACAAUUGUCUUCUAUUGCCUGAAACUCAAAAUACAGAUGGUGAAUACACUUCCAGUGACAAACAACACGAAUACAGCUUACACAUCAUCGAAACCGUCGAACUAGAGCUGGGCCUAAACAUUUUAGACUGCAGCGAAUAUGAUAGCUCCAGCACGAUUCAAUUGAAAAAAGACCCAGCCGUUCCAUCCAGAUAUUGGUGUUUACACAAUACAGGCGUACAUUCAGUCACCAUACCGUUAACGGAACUAUUGGAUGAAUUUUCCAAAAGCGUCAAUGACGACGGACGCACUGGGUCUCCUGAUAUACAAGGCCAAAGUUUUGUAGAAUAUCACAUCUGCACGGGUCUUAUGAAUGGAGAAACGAAACCUAUCAAAGGUUUCUCCGUCUUAAACUUUCCAACAGACUUACUAGUCACUUUGCUAAGCAAUGGCGAAGUCGUAACGCAGAGUGUUCCGGACUUUCUUCACAAUAAACUAUCUAUAGCUAAUGUAUACAUAAACCAAGAAAAUCCUUCGGAAGAACAAGCAGACAAUGCUGAUAACGCUGAUAAAAAUGACUUUAGUUCAUUUAUAUGUGCAUUGUUGCAAAAAGGCAACAGUAGUAAAAAUACAAUUCUCAAAUUAGGACCAGAUGUUCCUAAAGACGUUGUAAUACAGAUGGUGUUACAAAAUAUGAGUAUGCGAAGAGAAACAUUAAAUAAUCAUCAAAUAGUUGCUGAAGAAAUUGAGCGACGGGUUCGCAUGCUAUCCAAUGCUAAAGAAAGGCAAUUUUUAGAAAUGCAGCGGUUGGAAGAUGUUCGGCAAAAAUUACAAGAUGACGUAGAAAACAAAGCCGAAAAGUUAGAUGAGAUUAACAACAAACAAGAAGAAUUAACUAAAAGAGCUUCAACAGUUCUUUUGAAACUGGUGUCCGCAUCCCCCGACAGCGUGUCGACUAAAAAAAAACGCGAACUCUUAGAAUCGUAUAAAGCCAAAAUGGAGGUGAUGAACAAGCGCAUCGAAGAAGCCAGAGAAAAAUGGAAUAUAGUGCAAAGCGAAUCAACGUCUGAAAAUAAACAAAUACCUGGAUCCCGAUCAUUAAGGUUAACUCUUGAACAAGAGUUAGUUAUCAAAGGAAAUCUGUCCGAGAUGGGCUCUACAAUAUUGGAUUUGGAGAAAAAAGUGAGAGAAUUAAGAACCGUAGUGAAUACUUUAGCUAGUUGAUUAAUAAUAUUGAUAAGACUGACUAAAUAGUUAUAAUUUUAUAUUUCUGUUUGUAAAAUGUGCGUCAGCUGAUCAUUAUUGAUAACAAAUUCAAAUAAUGUUUAAUUAAAGAAUUAAUAUGUUUCAUCAAAUUUCCCUAGAAUGUUAUUACUUAAUAAAAUCCUAAAAAUAAAUCAAGAUUAUUAUCUUGC
Molecule: messenger RNA, 2405 nt
Organism: Sipha flava (yellow sugarcane aphid)
Lineage: Eukaryota; Metazoa; Arthropoda; Insecta; Hemiptera; Aphididae
Gene: mbo
Product: nuclear pore complex protein Nup88
Exons: 10
Coding region: 127-2214 (695 amino acids)
Biological process (GO): ribosomal small subunit export from nucleus; protein import into nucleus; ribosomal large subunit export from nucleus
Cellular component (GO): nuclear pore
Molecular function (GO): structural constituent of nuclear pore
Source: RefSeq, a predicted model, not a curated record